AUGUUGGUAGAGAUGAAAAGCUUUAUUCCUUCUUCAUAUACUUUUGAAACAGAAAUCCAGAAGAUAAAGCAAGAACUUUUAACAAGUAAUUUAGACUGUACCGCACAGGAUGAAACAAAUGAACAGUAUCUUUAUGACAUGCAGGACAUUAUUGACCAUUUACCCAAAUUGCCUGAAGUUCAGCAGCAAAAACUAACUAUUCCUGAAUUCGACGAAAUUGAAGUUAAAGUUACUGAUUCAGUAGAAAUAAAGAAAUUCAUACGUAAAGUAAAUUAUGAAUUCCUUGGUUUUCAUUGCAACCAUAAAGUUAUGGACAAAGAUUGCGACAUGGUUUAUAAAAAUAUUUCUGACAUAUAUAAAUCGGUGGAGUUUAAGACAUACGACAACUUUGUUUCGUUAGUUGCUGAAUGUGUUUGGGAAAUAAGAGAUAAAGAUAGAAGAGACAAAGUAUGGAACGAACAAAUAAGACCCGCUAUGUUUGAGAUUAAGAGAGCAAUUGACGCUUUAGUUGUUUUAGCUGGUAAUGUUUCAAUGUAUAACGCAAAAACGAUGCCGCAAUGUUCAAAAUGUAAAGCAGCAAUAAGAAAAUAUAACUACUCAGUCAAAGAGAUAGAAAGAAUGCGAAACGACUAUGCAGACUUAAAGAAAGAAGCAGAAAAGCCAGCAGAAGAUAAAAUGGAUAU
Messenger RNA from Trichomonas vaginalis G3, 683 nucleotides. RefSeq names its product organellar and viral DNA polymerase type B. The annotation marks the transcript as partial. The transcript has a single exon. NCBI's taxonomy places the organism in Eukaryota, Parabasalia, Trichomonadida, Trichomonadidae. The record is from RefSeq and is a predicted model, not a curated record.